GUUUAAAACGAAUACGAGUAUAUUAACGAAGUUCAUAAUCUGCAGAUUGUAUAAUUAUCAAAUUUAUAUUUAAAAUUAUUACUCUCUUCGUCCCACCUAUAUUGAGACUGUUUCCAUUUUGGACGCUCCAUUUAUCUUGAGAUCUUUUUUUAUUUGAUAAAUUUUUUAUCUUUUAUUCACUUUUUUAUAUUGAAGAGAAUAAUAAAAUUUAUAUAUAAUAAUUAAUUCCCGUCGAAAUUCGACGGGCUACAAACUAGUUAGCAAUAAUAUGAAAAUAGACGACUCUUCUUCCUAUUCCAGUGUAUUUAAUAUACUGACCAUUCAUUUAAUAAAAUACAUAUAAAUGAAAUUAAUUUACAGAGAUGUUAUGUUACUACCCAAAGCAUCCUAUAUAUAUUCCCUCUCUCCCUCGAGGAUGGUACACUUGUCAUGGCAUAUAACCAUAUUUCGUUGGCUUCAUUACAUCAUUUGCUUUUCUGUUGUGUUUUUUCCUUUCCAUUGAUCCCAUUCCCAUCCCUCCCAAGAAUUUAAGCAUUCGUUUACACAACAAUCUUUCAAAUCCGAUAUUGAUUUUCAUCUUUGCCGAUGAACAAUGGCGAUAAUGGAUCUAUUACGAAACAAUCCCAACUUUGGAGGCCAGACGUUUAAUUCAAGAGGCUUAUUCCCGGCAAAAUUAGGCGGCUCUUCCGCCGCCUACGCCUUCGCUUUCGGGGCUUUACUUGGCAAUGGAGUGACGCAAUAUGCUUAUUGCGAUGCUGGUGCCACAUUUGGCGAAGAUUACCUUUCUAAAAUACGGACUGCCUCUGGAAAAAUCUUCCAAAAUGAGGCACUGACAUACAGUACGAAGCAUUAUGAUUUUGAGAUGAAGCCACUAUUCUCAGCUUUUCAUUGGAAAACUCUCGCACUGACAUCAUUGAGGUCGUUUUCGAUAUUCUAUCUUCCUCUUCUAGAACCGCACUUAUGCAUGGAAGAGGAGGAUGAUGACUUUCUAGGAGAUGAUAUGGAAGAAAAUAAAAUAGAUUUGGUUAUUCCUUUCAAGAAAUCAGUGAGACAAAUAAUGCUUGAGACAACAAUAGUUACAACAAGACGCUAUCUUGAAAGAUUUGUAGUUUACUACGGUUCACAACGCAUGGCUUGGAAAGUUCUCAAAGAUGUUCCCAACUCCGCCCUUCGGAAGGCUGGAAGAGGAAUGCCGACUUUCACAUACAUAUACCGUGUGAGCAGAACCACUUUUAGAGGACAUUUCCUUGGAGUUUUAGCUUCAUGGAUCGUCCACGUUGGCAUCGAUAUCUAUCAGUUCCUUUCUUCUGUUUCGAAAGCCAAGAAAGCCAUGGAUACAGACACCGUUGAUACAACGAAACAAGUAAGAAUUCUUAGACGAAAGGUUUCUGGUGCCACUGUCGGGUGUUGUGCUUCACUUGUGUUCGCCUCAGUAGGGGCCGGGAUAGGGGCGAGUUUAACUCGGCCUUCGGUAGGACAAUGGAUCGGAAGUGGCAUUGGGGAUGUGGCAGGGCCUAUUAUCAUCGCCUUCUGUUUUGAGAAAGCUCGUGGUGGUCUCUAAUGCCUCUUUCAAGAUGAAGAUGUUAAUUUAUCUCAUUUGAGAUUUUGAAUUUGCACUAAGCUAGCAUAGUGCAUGCAGUUUGCUUGUUGAUAUUUAGUAGAUAAAUUAUUUAUUAAAGAAGUAGUUGCUUGGGAGAA
Molecule: messenger RNA, 1698 nt
Organism: Salvia miltiorrhiza (redroot sage)
Lineage: Eukaryota; Viridiplantae; Streptophyta; Magnoliopsida; Lamiales; Lamiaceae
Exons: 6
Coding region: 593-1561 (322 amino acids)
Source: RefSeq, a predicted model, not a curated record